Schizophyllum commune H4-8 is the source of this 2318-nucleotide messenger RNA. RefSeq lists its product as uncharacterized. The transcript has 3 exons. The record is from RefSeq and is a predicted model, not a curated record. Lineage: Eukaryota; Fungi; Basidiomycota; Agaricomycetes; Agaricales; Schizophyllaceae. Bases 153 to 2222 code for a protein of 689 amino acids. Gene Ontology annotation, molecular function: protein binding.
AGGAUACCUACUUAUGCAUUCUCACUGGCUCGUCAUUCUCCCUGGCGUAUGGAGCCACGGAGAUUGCAGGACAUCUCGAAGAUUGGGCUGCACAGCUCUUGCAAUACCGGGUCCUGUCCCGCCAGCGUUCUAUUGUCUGAAGCGCGCUGGUCAUGCCGUUGCUCUGCACAGCGCUAGCCUAUUGUCUUCGCGAAGCUGAUGUACAGGUCUAUGCACACUGCACUACUAUAAAUGACGAGAGCUCAGUCAAAUCUCAACCUUACUGCCCCUCUCUCGUACGUGGAAAAUCGAUAGCUCAUCGCUCAGGCCCUUCGAUGUCAGACCAUCCGUUCAGUACUCAGCGCCCCCAUGCCUACUAUGAGCCUGGCGAGCACUUCUAUAUUCACAAUAGCGGUGAGAACGUAUGCCAAAGAUCAUCAGCAGACUAUGAGGACCAAACGCCCUUGCACCCAUACGUUCAUGGCCAUGCUCUAGCACCGGACCCUCACUUUUAUCGUGAUCCGCGACCGGACAGACGGUCGUCACAAGCGACUUUCCCCGAUAGCCCUCUUCACCAUCCCUCUCCGGCGCUUUCAAAUCAGUCCGAGUACAACAGGAUCUCGCCCUCCUCGUAUCAUAUGCAGCCAUCAUCAUAUGCAUCCUCUAGAUCGACUUCUGUUGCUGCAUCGUCGCACAGGAGCUCUGCGGAAUAUGUGGUAGCCCAAAGGUGGAAAGAACCCGCUGUCCCGAUGACCAGAUACGCGCCUUACUCCCGGAAUUCCAGCGGGUCUCGCAAGCAGACGCGGACAGGUGUUCGAGUGGCGUACAUUCCUACCAUCAACCGCUUGCCCGUCGAGGUGCUGUCCCGCAUAUUCAUGCACGCCAUGGGCCAGGGCUCGGACAAGCCCUACGCUGGCGGGUACUUCUCAGCCCAAAUGACCUCCCUGGUGAUAGCGAGCGUGUGCAGGCUCUGGCGGUCCCUCGCUGUAGAUCUGCCUUUCUUGUGGCAGCGCUUUUGCAUGCGCCUCUGCCAAGAUGGGGCUCAUUAUAAAAUUGCGCGGCUGUUCUUGGAACGCACCAAGGGCCUCGGAAUCUACGUGCAGUACUCUGAGGACUCGCGCUAUGCCUGCCCCGAACGCGAAGGCUGUCCUUGCGCGCUUGGGUUCAUCCUGCAGAACAUUGGGCAAGUCAAGGGACUCGAUCUCAAUCACGUUGAACCGUCGACUCUGGAGCCGCUGGCGCGCAUGCUGGCCGGUGCAGCGCCGUCCUUGAUUGAGUUCAGCGUUCACAACCUAGAGAACCCAUCUCGGGAAGUGUUUCGCUCUCUAUCGUCCCUAUGCCAGACUCCGACGAUACGCAAGAUCCAUUGGGCGCUUCCCGCCUUCCCGGACAAAGUUCAUUGGUCGUCCGUCACCACUCUGUCGCUAUUUGACUGCCCGGUGGACCCGCACGCCUUCCUGCAUACUCUCGCGAGCGCGCCGGCAUUGCGAUCACUCGAAAUAGAGAUGAUCUCAAUCGAGUCCAAGAUUGCAAUGGCGGUCACACCCUACGGUAGAGAUGUCCUCCAUCUCGCUCUGGAAGAUCUCUGCCUGUUCGGCGACGGUCCUCAAGACGCGCUGAUGUGGGCUCUUCAUCUCCCUCAUCUCCGUCAUCUGUAUCUCGAUACCAGGACAGACCAUUUGGAGGACGACCUCAUGGACUGGCCUUGUCAAGACAUGGAGGUAUUCUAUGCGUUCCUCAGCCGCCUUACAGGCCUGAGAGAGUUCUCGAUAUAUGACGGCGGCGACAGGUUCGACGGCGAGGCCCUUCUCGAGGUCAUCGCCCUGCCUUCAUUGCAGCGUCUCGAGUAUCUGGACAUCUCGGACAUAGCUGACCACGUUCCUGUGGCUGUUAUCGAGAAGCUCGAGCCUGGCGAUGGUAAUCGCACGCCUGUGCUCCUCCCGCAUCUCAAGACACUCAUACUCAAUGAUUGCGAACCCACUAAUGGGUUGAUCGCGCGCAUGUUAUUGGCACGACAUACUUAUCGAUAUCCUCUGCGACACUCCAACUUCCAUUGCACGAGGGGACAGUUUGUUCCGGGACCCUACGGAAGGUGGUGCUACGAGAACCCGUGGCUUGACACGGACCUUGCUGUGUUCGAGUUGCUCAAGCAGGCGGGGUGGUCGAUUGGAUGUAAUGUGGAAGAUCGAAGGAGGGAGACUAUCGACUUUGCACAUGCUCAGAUUUCACGCAUGCAAUCGUAGACGUAGAAUACGAGGAAUAGUCAGAAAAGAAACCCUGGCUUCCUCCCCCUGGAAUAGCUAAGCAUUUAAAUUCAACCACGAACCGCCGGCGGGUGC